Molecule: messenger RNA, 17424 nt
Organism: Coregonus sp. 'balchen'
Lineage: Eukaryota; Metazoa; Chordata; Actinopteri; Salmoniformes; Salmonidae
Source: the annotation of a GenBank genome assembly
GGGGAGUGAACCCGUAUCUGUGAGGAGUCACCCCGCGGAACCAUGGGAUCAUCAACGCUGGGGAAGGCAGCCCCCCUCAACACGUUACUGGAUGCCUGCAUCCAGGCUUUUGGUGAGUGACCAAUCACAGAAACACAGUGGGGAAGCUAUCUCAGUGGUGUGUGAUGUGAUCCAUAGAGAUAUAGAUACUGUAGGUGUUCCUCUUCUAUGGUGUGAUCACUCUCCACAGAUGACAAUGGGGAGUUGCAGUCCAACCAGCUCCCGCGCACCCUGCUGCUGAUGCACCGCUGGUAUGUCACGUCCAAAGAGCUGGCUGGGAAGCUGCUCAUGAUAUAUCCUUCCAUGUGGAUUCACACCAGAACAACAAAGAACAAUGGUCAUAUGCCAUUUAGAGCCUUUCUGGUAGUGUUUAGAUAUGGCAGAGUAUACAAUAUGGACGCUAUGGAAUGCUGUGUUCCCUGUCUGUGCCAAAUGUAUUUUCUGGGUGGUGAGACACUGACUAACCCUGACCGACUUUUCCUGAGUAUACAAACUCUCUUUGUGUCAUUUCUAGCAACAAAUUAUUAUUGGUUGAUCGCACAGCUCUGGGUUAAUGCAGAUUGUCCUAUCAAAACAUCAGGAAGAAUUAGACAUGUUCCUUAAGUGCAAAUGCAUUUGAGAGCAAUGUUAGAGAUAAAGAACCGCUUCAAAAGAAAUGCAACUUGGAUUGAAUCUAUACCUAAUAGCGUUCCAUUUCUCUAUAUGAUUUCUAUCAGUUAGCAGCGUUCUGGACGGUGUUUUCCUGGAGACUCCAUACCACUAAGUGGUUUGAUGUCGCGUGCAUCUUCUUCAGACGAGCACUCAACAGGGGACGGCAUAUUCUCAGAACUCUUUGCUUCCAUCAUACAUCAUGACCCUGAGAUAUUACUCUGCCUGGCGUCAGGCCUCUCCACUGAUGACCGAUUAACCAAUCUUUUCCCUGCUGUUGGUUGGAGUAAUGGCUGUGGUGCUCCAGAUGGAAGUUGCCCCUAACCGCAGGUCUAGAAUCAGACUAGAUAACCCAACCUCCAGUCCUGAUCCUAAAAAUAUGUGACCCAGGACCAGUUUGUGGCAAAUUCUAUAUUUUCCAUGCAGUAUGAAGCUGCUUCAGAUGAGAGCCAGAGCAGACAGCUUCUUCCAUGUGACAGAAUACAAAGGCACUAUUCUGCCCUUACUCUCACUUUUUGCUUUUGCUUUAACCCAACAAAAUAUACAGUACUUAUCUUUGUCCUUCAGUACUUAAUAUACAGUACUUAUGUAUAUUAUGGACUCACCCUAUUGUUUGUGAGUUAGCCCAUGAGAAUAUUUCUUCAGUCUUCUUGAGAGAAGGAGAGACCAAUUGAUUAUGUGUGUUUUUCACAGUCAUGUAUACAUCCAAUAAGCAUCCAUCGUGACCCUCCAUGCUGGGAGAGUUCCAAAGUACCACAGUGAAGGCAGGGGUUUGUCUGCUCUACUGCAUGCUUGUGACUGGAUCCUGGGCAGAGAAACAGCUGUGUUCCUUUGAAGGUGAUAGCAGACAGGCUACGCUGCAGACAUGGCUCCCUGCCCAUGGCCUCUCCAAAGCUACUUCUAAGAUCUAUAUUUCAAUGGUUCGAGGUAGGAAAACUUUGGCCCAGUAACAGUUAUUUAGAGAAUGCACACAUGUAGUGGUGGAGAGGUUCAUCACAUGGCCUCACCUUCCAUUGUUUUUACUUCCAGAUACUGGGCAUUCCUCUCUGAACACUUUAGUUAUUCUUCAUGAGAGGAGACCUUUUGUCCAACUAAUAAAUGUACAGCUGUUUCUCGUGAAAUAUAUUUUAUUGUUGUGUUUUUUGGGAGGGGUGGGGGGUUGUUGGAAAUGGGGAAUGGUGUCCAUUUGUAAUGGGGCUUCGGGCAAUGUCUCCAAAAAGUGCUAAACUGUCCUUGACACAACCCCACGUACCGUGACUGCCAGGGAGAUGAGUGCCAAAGAACGAGACUGAAGAUCUGCUAUUUAAUGAGGUAAAAAAAACACUACUACAUACCCAGAAGUUUCUGAGCUCUUUAGUAUUGAAGAUGUUUUUUAUUGCUAGGCAACCCGCCCCCUCGGCUGAAAAUGUUGUGCGGGUUGUGUGCUCCUCUCUCGGGGCUCUGUGACUGACUGGCUGGUACAAUGAGGGAUGCGAUGAUGUCAUUGGAAGUGACAGCCAGUGGCUGUCCUCAUGAGAUGUGGGCCACUGCCAGCCAUCUGAAGUGGAGAUAUUGUUUGGGGGAAAGCAUUCUAUGACUAAGGAGUCUUGUGAUCCAUUACUUACCCAGAAAAGUCCUCAGGCAAUCUGUAACAGCAUACUCAGACCCUCAUUUCACUGGUAAACCCCUUUAAAGCAAUUCUCCACCAAUGUCUGCCAAUCCAUUACAUCUGUCCUACUAUUCUGUGUGCAACCUUGAUAUGAAAUUCAAAGACUAAGUAAAUCAUCUGAAUUUAAUGUUAACUACUGUAACGAGGGGCCAGUCUAAAGUUCAUGCUAUUUUGCAGUUAAUUUUAAUCUGAAGUGGUAAUAACACAAUGGCCAUUCACUUGUUAAAGGAGCAUAAUGCUAUUGGUUCUCUGUAUUCAUUUGUUGUUUCCAGAUUAAGAAAACAUGAUUUGUUGGGUUGGUAAAAAUCUAGGCCAUGUUUAUGACUAUGUUUGCUGGACUUGCCGAUCUCGCCAUAUCACACUACAAAUCACUGCGCAAGGAGCCCCCAGCAGUCCUUGUGCAGAGUCAGUGUGUGCCUUUGCCCUCUGAGACUAUGAUAUCAUUGUGAAUCAUUCAUUUAUAACAGGCACUACUGCUUGGGGCUACACACUAUGAUGUUCAGCCAUAAUGUACACAUGCAAACAAACAGUCAACAUUUUAUAUAUGUUAAAUCAGCCAUUCUGCUGUGCUGUGUGUUCUCAGGUACUGGAUUACGGUGUUCCCUGCAGAGUUUAAUCUGGACCUGGGCCUUAUCCACCUCACUGAGGAGUUCAGAGAUGUGGCGGCUCAGCUGGGCUGUGAGGAACACUUCAAACUCAUUGACAUCUCCACCAUGUGAGGGACUACCCAAGGACGGGCGGACACACACACACACACACACACACACACACACACACACACACACACACACACACACACACACACACACACACACACACACACACACACACACAGUUUCAACAGAUUGUAUGUAUUUCUUUCUAGUCCAUCAUAUGACUGGAUGAGAAAGCUGACCCAGAGGAAGAAGCAAGCCAAGAAGGGCAAAGCCUCACUCCUCUUUGACCACCUAGAGCCCAUGGAGCUGGCUGAACACCUCACGUUCCUGGAGUACAAGUCCAUCAGGAGGAUAUCAGUGAGUGUCCCUGGUGGAAAAAGACACUUGCCCUGAGAACCGAUCCACCUGCUGGGGUCCUUUCAUCCCUAUCUAACCCCUGUGUGUGACAUUCCUCAAGACUCUUUCCAAGAGUACUUUUUCCACAGAACUCUUUUUAGCCCCUCUAGUACUGUUACUAAGUACAAGAACAAAGCUUUGGCUGUCAACUAACCUCGUCCCCAGGCUUAUUGCGCACCACCACAGAGUAUGUUCUUAGAUACGUUUGCUCUACAUUUCAGUUAGUUUGAUUUGCUGGGUAGUUUACUUGUAAAUUCACCAGCAAUGUAAGGCACAGUAUAUGCCAAUGACGUCUUUGUAAUCUACUCAGCCGACUGUACAUGCCAUGUACACUAACUCUCCCUUUCUCCAACCCCCAAACCCAGUUCACAGACUACCAAAGCUAUGUAAUGCACGGAUGUCUGGUGGACAACCCAACGCUGGAGCGCUCCAUCGCCCUGUUUAACGGAGUGUCCCAGUGGGUUCAGCUCAUGGUGCUCAGUAAGCUGACACCACAACACCGCGCUGAGGUCAUCACCAAAUACAUUAACGUGGCCCAGGUAGGAAGAGAGGAAGAGAGCACUUCCUAGUUGUAGGUUUGAUGGUAACACUUUACAUUACAGUGCCCUUAUUACUUUGUAAUUAUUUCUGUGUACCAAGUAUUGUUACUUACCCCGUAUUUAGGGUUAGGGUUAGGGCAACGGUUGAAUUGGGAAUAAAGAUGCAGGGAGCAUAAAGAGUGUAUGUGGAAGACGUGUCCAUUAUGUAUAAGCACAGCAUUGUCUUACGUCAGGUGGUGUCACUCUUACGCGACACUCGUCCCUCAACCGAGAUUCAUGCUCAUGCAUUUCCCUGUUGAACUGCCCAAGAGGCCUGUCAUGACGCAGUGUGAUUUACUACAGCCUCCUCAAAAUGAAACGACCAACUAAAUGAUAACAAUCAUUUAAAUAAAUAAAACUAUCUGUGGAGUCGUAUAGGACAGUGCCAUAAGAGGGCCCUAAAGGGUUCAAAUUGGACAUUUGUUAAAGUCUGCUCCUUCAUAUUACCACAGCGUUUAUCCGUGAGUGGGUGGGGUUCUUCCCUCUCGAUCUCUCUCUCGCUCUUUUUCUAUCCCUGUCUCCCUCUCUCUCGCUCUCUCUGACAGCUGGGGCGUUGCUGGUUCACGCUUAUUCACUCACCCCACCUCUCCACUUACAUUCUAUAUUCCAUAACUUCUCACAAUUUCAUUUGUCUGAUGAGCUACAACCUGCCCACUCUGACACAAGCAACUGUAAAGGAGGUUGGGGCAAUUUUUUGAGGCAUACAUUUUCAUUAAAAGUACGAUACUGUAACUCUUGACAUAAAUAGGGGGUUUCUUUUGCCUCCAUGUGCAGAACCUCUCUCAUUAUAAGUACAUGAACAUCCUGAAGGAGAAGGAACAACAGAGGAAGCUAGAGGGACUCAUGGUUCAAUAUGAAACAUGUACCGUAUAUUAAUCAGACAGUUAGCUGAGCCUGACUUGCAUUAAAUCAUCUGUAUCAAUGGAGCUGGAACAUUGUCAAUUAGAUCACAAACACCCUCUGCUCAUUAAAAGCUACUGCUGCCCACACAUGCCUUUCUUUUCUAUUAUAGAAAGGAUUUCUCUAUAUGCUUUCCUCAUGUAUCCUUAUCAGCAAUUUAAGUCUAGUCUUACAGCUUAUGGUGAGAAAUUGUAUUUCUUAAUGCUGUUUAACAGGCUGUGUAUCAUAACGUUUUUCAACAUUAAUCCACAAGAGCUUUCACAAGAUUCAUUACAUAAGUAACCUUAGAACUCAAAUGCACCCAGUAUUUUUGAAAGUUAUGAUAUGAUGGCACAUUGUAGUCGAACUACUUUUGAUCUAUCCCCUUACUCUUUGUGAGAAACGAGAGAGAUCAGUGCAGGAGGAAUCGUUGCGCUAUCUGACGUAAGACAAUGUAAGAACAGGGCAUCCCUCUAGCAAUAACACUGUCUCAUCUCGAUUAAUGCGAUUCUCCAUGUCUAAUUGCUGGGGGGGUGACAUUAAGCAUCAUGCAUGCUAUUGGGCCUCAAUCUCAUCAGAUACCAGGGGUUUCUCCCUCCAUUAUCAUCUACCAGGAAUUAGAUAAAGGAAUUAUUCAGAAGACUAAUGACUAGCACUCAUGCUCAUGUCUGCUUCCGCUGUUUGUGCAGGCAAUCUCUCAGCUAAUGCAGAAGCUGUUCAACUCAAGAGGGCUCAUUGUUUUUAGUUUUUUACAGGCAAAGCUUCUCGCAUUUUUGAAAUAAGAUGUUAAAACACGUUCCCUUGACGUUAUUGACUGCAUAAGCUCAAUGUAAAGAGAGCUUAAUUGAUGUUGGUUUAUGUUGCUUUAGAUACUGUAUUGGAAUAAAGUUGUUUUAGGUAUGUUCAUUUGUUUUUAUUGUAAUUUGUAUUUCUCUUCCUCAUUCUCUCUCUCUCUAUCUCUUCCCUCCCUCCAUCUCACUCUACCUCCCCUCUCUCUCUCUCUCUUCCACUUUGUUCCAUGCCACUCUGUCCUUCAGAAACUCCUCCAACUGCAGAACUUUAAUACGCUGAUGGCUGUGGUGGGAGGUCUGAGUCACAGCUCCAUCUCUCGUCUGAAGGAGACCCACUCUCAUCUGGCUCCUGAGGUCACCAAGGUCAGCACGCACGCCUGCCUCUGCUCUGUCACAGCCUCACUAAUAUCAUCUGAUGUGAUUCUACAUUUUCAUUUACUUUAGAUCAUGGUCAUAUUCAUUUAGAAUCUUCUAAGGAUCAAUUUAGAUCAAUUCAUCAACUGCCAUGUAGUGAUGGUUUCAGAAAGCACACCACGCAGAAUUGAUAUUGUCCUAAUUUCCUGGCAUUUGAUGUUACAUUUGAUACCGAUCUGUAUCAUAUCGAUUGCUGUUAUGUCACUCUCUCUGUAUCUUUCUGGUGCUGUAUCUAAUAUCGGUAACACUUUACUUGACACACAGCAUCAUAACAUGCUAUGACACGGUCAUAACCAUGUCAAAAAAGUCCCGUGUAGCUCAGUUGGUAGAGCAUGGCGUUUACAACGCCAGGGUUGUGGGUUCGUUUCCCACGGGGGGCCAGUAUGAAAAAAACAAAAAAACAUGUAUGUAAAAAAACAUGUAUGCAUUUAGCAUCUGCUAAAUGACUAAAAUAUUUUACAUUUAUAAAAUGUCAUAACAGCUGACAUAACUUGUCAUAACCUGUUAUAAUAUGGUCAUAACACUUUUAUGACACAUAUAUUUACACCUGUUGUGAUAUAUAUUGCGUUAUUUUAUGGCUGGUUAUGACGCCUACAUAUAAGUGUCAAAACCCACAAAACCUACCACACAAGGUAAAACAUUCCAUAACACCAUAGCCUAAUGUCAACAUUAUACUUAUGUUGUAUAUAUAUUUUUUUAUUGACCAUAUGAAAUUAUCAUUGUAAUUGCGCACACAUUGAUAUCAGACAUGCACCUACCCCAAUGCUCUGUUGCUGAUAACUGGGAUGAAUGCAGGAGCAGAUUUCAGGAGCAGGACAAGACACCCUCUUUUUGACUGAUGACUGACAUAAGGGCAUGUACGUGAUAGGCCUAUCUGGCUUACAGUAUAUGAUUCUGAUGGUCAUAAUGCUUCUUGAGUGUCAUAAAGUGUAUUUCCUACAAGUUAUUUAAGAUAUGAGGAAAAAAACAUGACUUUAAAGAAUUCAUUACAACAACAACAAAGGAUUUAAGAAACAAACUUUCAAAUGAAAGGAAACUUCUUGGCAGGGAAAAAACGAGUUUCACACUCUUAUGUAGGUGUCAUAACCAGCCAUAAAAUAAUCAUAACGUGUUAUGACACUGGGUGUCAAGUAAAGUGUUACCCUAAUAUCUAUGCUGUCCACCACUUCCUGACAUCUUACCGCUCCCAUCAGAUCUGGAAUGAGAUGACGGAGCUGGUCUCCUCCAAUGGGAACUACUGUGCUUACCGCAAGGCGUUCACAGAUUCCGAAGGCUUCAAGGUCCCCAUCCUGGGAGUCCACCUGAAGGACCUGAUCGCCGUGCACGUGGUCUUCUCUGACUGGGUGGACGACAACAAGGUGAACAUCGUUAAGAUGCAGCAGCUCUACCUCACCUUCAACGAGCUUGUGUCCCUUCAGAGUGCUGCAGCCCAGGUGGAACCCAACAUGGACCUCAUCUACCUGCUCACCGUGAGUGUCCCGCCCUAAAAGGUCCCCCGUCAACAGGAAAUGGACUUGUUUAUCGUUCUAUCACUGAAUUUGUCAUUUCAGUGGGAUCAUAGAAAAGAGUAACAUGAUUAUAAAUGUUUGUUAUUGCAGAAAGGCUGAAUCUGUUUUAAUGUUUAAUCGUAAACAAUUUCCUCCAGCUCUCUCUAGACCUUUACUACACUGAAGAUGAGAUAUAUGAGCUAUCCUUGCUAAGGGAACCACGGAACCCAAAGUCUUUGGUAAGUCUCCUUGUUGUGGUUUAUAGGCUGCAUUGUUGGCGCUAUAGUUAUUAGAAAAAUGAAAUGUAUAAAAAUAUAAAUACUACUGUAUACCUGAGGGUUCCUAUCUUAACUCUCCAUCUUUUCCCUCUCCACAGCCUACCUCUCCGACAACCCCCAACAAGCCAAUGGCCCCUCUGGACUGGGCUUCAGGUGUGACAACCAAACCUGACCCCAAUGUGGUGAACAAGCACAUCAGGAAGGUGGUGGAUGUAAGUUGCUUCCAUUACAGUAACUGAUAUGUGUCUUCUCUUGAAUAAAGUCCAGGAGGACAUAGCUUAGCUGUGGUCUGAACUCUUGAAAAUUGUACUAUCUACAGGAUGGGUAUCCCGUCCAAAAAUAUCUCAUUCAUUAUUUCAAGAAUCAGUCUGUGGCUAUUUCUGUCACAAUACCAAAUAUUUGAGUAGGUAUAUAAACCAACAACUACUAAAAUAUGACUCACAAAAUUACUGGCACUUGUAAAUCAUUUCAAGUAUUUUGUUCAUGUCUUUUUCUGGGAAGUCUGUAUUCAGGAACUACGACCAUGACCAUGAUGGCUACAUCUCUCAGGAGGACUUUGAGAGUAUUGCUGCCAACUUUCCUUUCUUGGACUCCUUCUGUGUGUUGGACAAGGACCAGUGAGUGACCCUGUCUACCAUUGAAAUAUGACAGCUUCAGAGGUGUCACAACUAAGCCACCUCAUCCUCCUCUUCCAUUUCCCGCUUUCUGUCACCAACAAACACCCUCUCACAUUGCCUUUUUCUCACUCACACAUACGUGCAUGCGCACAUACGCACGCACGUUCCACACAUACACACAUGCAAACACAUUUUAACGUUUCCACACCUAACACAUCUAAUACAUCUCACCUUAUUUGCCUUUCACACAUAAACCCCAUUUCUCUCUAUCUCCCUCUCUCACAGUCGUCUGAUUCUUGUGCCUGUUUAAUAUUUGCCUUUAAAGCAGCUACGAGCAUCCAAGAUGCUAUAAGACUACAUCUGGAGGUAUUCUGAAAAUUUCACAGCGAGAUACAGUAACUGGCCAUCAACAACCAUUAUUCACCACACAAAGCUACAGUAUAAAUGAGGUCAUUGGUAAUGUUAAACAUCCUCUCAUAAAUCUGCAGGAAAACCCUGUGAAGUCACAACAGAGUCAUAUCUGCUUUUAGCCUUGCCCUGCCUUGACUGGGAGUGGUGCUUUGUCGCCAUGGUUUGAGGAGGGGGGAGGUGAAGGUUAUGGCAGCCCGUGAAGGACAGACAGUGCCACACACAGUGCUCUGCCGUCGUGUCCUGGGCCGUUCAUCUGUUCACUGGAACGCUUCAAAUCACAUUUCAGCUCGCCUGAGCAGCUCCAUGACUCAGGAAAUAGGUCUGGGAGGCUGAGCUCCUUAGGAGGGAGACUGGAGACAUGUAGGGACUGGAGCUGCCACAAACCACCUGGGUGUCUAAUCUAGAGCACUGUUGUAGAUCUCUUCCUGUCUGGAUAAAACAGAAAUAAGGGAUGGGAUUUACUGUAAUGUUUGCAUAACAGGAGCUGUCAUUCUCUCCUUCGUAUUAUCAUUCUCUUAUCUGUAUUAUUUCUUUGUCUUUCUCUCUCUGUCUACGUCUCUCUUUCUCUCUCCUCUACUACAGGGAUGGUCUGAUUAGUAAGGAUGAGAUGAUGGCUUACUUCCUGAGGGCCAACCCCUUGCUCCAGUACAAAAUGGGCCCUGGCUUUAUCCACAACUUUACGGAGAUGACGUAUCUGAAGCCCACCUUCUGCGAGCACUGUGCUGGAUUUGUAUGUAUACUGUGCACUUUGUAAUACACAUGAAUAUAAACAAACUGUUUAUGCUCAGAGAGACAGUGCAGUUUUGGUUGGAAGAAAAGUAUAGUGCUUUCUGGUUGUUUAGGUCAGCAACUCUGUGCUAUAUACUGCCAUCAAAUUAGUGCAAAACAGCUACAGAAUCAUACAGUGCUGAGAGAAGAUGCCUAUCUUUACUCUUUUAAUGACCUUCUGAGACAGAGAUGAUUCACAGUGCAUAGAGGGAUUCAAAAUACAGAGAUGCAAUAUGUUGCCAUGACUUCAGGAUACAUUGGUUUAUUAAAGUUGAUAAAAACAACACUGAAUCGUGUCGACGGAACAAUAAUGCGAUUUACAUGGUAAUGCCAACACUCACAUAGUCAACAAUGAAAGGAUGCACGUCUUACAUGAGAGAAGAGUUGUUGUUGCGUGUCAAAAUAUGUACACAAAUUAUGUUCUCGCUAUCUUUCUAUUUUUGUGUUGUUUUAGGCAUCACUUAGUGAAAAGAAAUGAGAAUUUAUACAGAGAAGUCCUACUAUUCUCAAAUGAGCAUACACACACACACACACACACACACAGAGAGAGUUUACAGGAAGGGUGUUGUGAGAGAUUGUAUCCUGUUUAUUACACAAUGGUUUCCACUGAAUAUGCUUCCAUCAUUACAAAUUCUAACAUUCCUUUGUCUUUUUCCACCUCCCUCCGAUUCCUGUCCCUCUGGACUUGUUGCUCUUAGCUCUGGGGAAUAAUCAAACAGGGAUACAAGUGCAAAGGUAGGCUCUAUGGACUGUAUGUAUCGACCUAUUUUCUAUUAUUCGGAGAACUGCACAUUUAAGACGUUUGGGAUUUUUCAUUAUACAUGCACUGUGAGGGCUAAGGCCUGACAGCACUGUUAUAUGUUCUGUUUCAGAUUGCGGGGUGAACUGCCAUAAGCAGUGCAGGGAGCUGUUGGUGCUGGCCUGUAGGAAGCUGCCGCGCUCCACCUCUCUGCGAAGUGUCUCCCCUGGAGGCCUGACCCACAGCUCUCUACCCAGCAGCCCCGCCAUGCCCACCUGUAAAGGUACAGCAACACUUUAGUGAUAUACUGUAACCAACAGCGUUUCAACUAUGAUGAUUGGUCAGUGUAUUUCAUUCCUGUCAUACUGUCCUCCCUGCAGAUGAGGACGAAGUGUUUGAGUUCCCCUCUGUGACACCUGGCGGUUCUGACCUGGAGCAUAAGUCAAUCACCCUGAUGACGGGCUCGGCCCAGCGGAUCUCUGUGCGUCUGCAGCGGGCCACCACCAGCCAGGCCACGCAGACAGAGCCUUUGUGGCCAGAGCACACCUGGGGGGCUGGGGACGGGGGCUCCCACACCUUCCCCAAGAUGAGGUACCGACCACACAGGAAGGCCUCCAAAAGCAAAGGCUUUGCCCGCUGGGAGAACGAGGCCCAGGGGCAAGCCAGGGGUCGGCGGGAUUCCCAGGAGCAGACGGACGGACCUGCAGAGGUGGUGCAGAAUGGGAUAACACCACACAGAGAGAAGGUAACUGCAGCUGAGAUUUGUGUGUGUGUGUGUGUUCCGGGAUUCAUCCGAUGGCAUUGAGGAGUUUACCACAUCAGUCACCGGCUUCAUUAAAAUGUAUGACAACGUUGUCCCCACAGUGACCGUACGUACAUAUCCCAUCCAGAAAUCAUGGAUUACAGGCAACAUCCGCACUCAGCUAAAGGCUAGAGCUGCCACUUUCAAGGAGCGGCACACUAAUCUGGAUGCUUAAAAUAAAUCCCACUACACCCUCCAACAAACCAUCAAACAGGCAAAGCAUCAAUAUAGAACUAAGAUCUAAUCCUAGUACACCGGAUCUGAUGCUCGUUGGAUGUGGCAGGGCUUGCAAACUAUCAUGAACUACAAACUGAAACCCAGCCGCAAGCUGCCCAGUGACACGAGCCUACCAGAGGAGCUAAAUGCCUUCUAUGCUCGCUUCAAGGCAAGCAAUACUGAACCAUGCAUGAGAGCACCAGCUGUUCUGGACGACUGUGUGAUCACGCUCUCCGUAGCCGAUGUGAGUAAGACCUUUAAACAGGUUAACAUUCAGAUUACUAGGAAGCAUACUCAGGGCAUGCGCUGACCAGCUGGCAAAUGUCUUCACUGACCUUUUCAACCUCUCCCUGACCCAGUCUGUAAUACCUACUUGUUUCAAGCAGACCACCAAUAGUCCCUGUACCCAAGAACGCUGAGGUAACCUGUCUAAAUGACUAUCACCCCGUAGCACUUACAUCUGUAGCCAUGAAAUGCUUUGAAAGGCUGGUCAUGGCUCACAUCAACACCAUCAUCCCUGGACCCACUCCAAUUCGCAUACUGCCUCAACAGAUCCACAGAUGACGCAAUCUCUAUUGCACUCCACACUGCUCUUUCCCACCUGGACAAAAGGAACACCUUUGUGAGAAUGCUGUUCAUUGACUACAGCUCAGCGUUCAACACCAUAGUGCCCUCCAAGCUCAUCACUAAGCUAAGGACCCUGGGACUAAACACCUCCCUCUGCAACUGGAUCCUGGACUUCCUGACGGGCCGCCCCCAGGUGGUGAGGGUAGCCAACAACACAUCCGCCAUGCUGACCCUUAACACGGGGGCCCCUCAAGGGUGCGUGCUUAUUCCCCUCCUGUACUCCCUGUUCACCUAUGACUGCGUGGCCGCGCACGACUCCAACACUAUCAUUAAGUUUGCUGACGACACAACAGUGGUAGGCCUGAUCACCGAUGACAAUGAGACAGCCUAUCGGGAGGUCAGAGACCUGGCAGUGUGUUGCCAGAACAACAACUUCUCCCUCAACAUCAACAAGACAAAGGAGCUGAUCGUGGACUAUAGGAAACGGAGGGCCCAGCAUGCCCCCAUUCACAUCGACGGGGCUGUAGUGGAGCGGGUCGAGGGCUUACAAGUUUCUCGGUGUCCACAUCACUAAGGAUUUAUCAUGGUCCACACACACCAACAAAGUCAUGAAGAAGACACGACAACACCUCUUCCCCCUCAGGAAGCUGAAAAGAUUUGGUAUGAUCAGAUCCUCAAAAAGUGCACCAUUGAGAGCAAUUUGACUGGCUGUGUCACCGCUUGGUAUGGCAACUGCUUGGCAUCCGACCACAAGGCCACUGUAGUGCGUACAGCCCAGUACAUCACUGGGGCCGAGCUCCAUGCCAUCCAGGACCUCUAUACCAGGCGGUGUCAGUGGAAGGCGCUAAAAAUUGUCAAAGACUCCAGCCGCUCAAGUCAUAAACUGUUCUCUCUGCUAUCGCACGGCAAGCAUUACCGAUGCACCAAGUCUGGAACCAACAGGACCCUGAACAGCUUCUACCCCCAAGCCAUAAGACUGCCAAAUAGUUAGUUAAAUAGUUAACCAAAUAACUACCUGGACUAUCUGCAUCAACCCUUUUUGCACUAACUUUUUUGUCUCAUCACAUAUGCUGCUGCUACUGUUUACUAUCUGUCACUUUAUUCCUAGUUACAGUAUAUGUACAUAUCUACCUCAAUUACCACGUACCCCUGCACAUGGACUCGGUACUGGUACCCCUUGUAUAUAGCCAAGUUAUCGUUACUCAUUGUGUAUCUAUUAUUACUUGUAUUAUUACGUGUUUUACUUUUCUAUUAUUUCUCUAUUUUCUUUCUCUCUGCAUUGUUGGGAAGGGCCAGUAAGUAAGCAUUUUACUGUUAUUCCACACCUGUUGUUUCGAAGCAUGUGACAAAUAAUAUUUUAUUUUAUUUGUCUCUGUGUGUUGGAAUGUGUGCAUAUGGGUGAGUACCUGUGUGAGUGUGCAUGUGUGUAUUGUUCUGUGUCUUUAGGGGAUGGUUAUGUUUUAAUGCUCUGUGACACAACAUACAGGUAACUGCCAAAAUAAAUUAUUUUGGCAGUUACAUGUGUCACAUUGAAUCUCCAAUUAUCACUCCUUCUCCCUCAAGUGGUUGUUAUCCACAUUCUGUUUGUUAAUGGUGAUCCUCUCUCAUGCAUGUUUGAAAACAUAGUCUUUUUUACUUCUAACAAUAGCCCAAUAACAGCCUUACAGUUAUCAUUGUGUUAUGUGUUUUCUUAUCAAGCCCAAAAUAGAUAACCUGGCCAGGUCAGAUUCAGGGACGCAGAACAAUACAGUGAAAGCUAUUUUCUUUGUCUUUGUUGUCAGAGUCUGUGCCCUUCACCUUUUACCUACGGCCUCACCACCACGGAACAUUUUGUUAUUAAAGCCUCACUUAUUUUCAUACCCAUGGAAACAAGGGAUUCAGUAACAGGGCAAAGAGGGGUUUUUCUCUUCUAUUCACUGGGAGAUGAUCUAGAUCAAGGGAGCACAGAGGCCACAGAGGCACUCAGAUUGAUGGUGGCUUGUGUCAAGAAGUUGAUUUUCAUCAGCUUAAGAAGGCUAAAUAAGGACCAUAUAGUUUGGCUCAAAAGCAGAGCGUUGAAGAUUUUAUUGAGACAAAACCUGAGGCACUAAUGGUAUUAUUGGGUCGUCUACCUUGGGAAUAUUUGGAUCAACAUGAAAGGCUGGAGGGUACUUGGAAACAUGCUGGCUCUUCUAUUUUUAGACGUUCAAUCAAACGUAUUUGCAACUGGUUUCCAUCCUCAGAGCCUCAACAAAACUCACAAACAAAUAUAGUUUUUUUCCAUUAUGAGAUGGACGUAAUCCAAACUAUUGGCCAAUCUGCUGCCACUGUAGGCAAUCUAAUUGUAAAGAAAAACAAGUAUACAACAUUCUGAACAUCUCUUUACAGUAGUUACUUCUUGUGAAUGACUGGCAAGGGUGUUCCUGUCUUCUCUCCUCUAUCGUGAGCUCUAAAUAUGUGACUACAGUACGUGUCUCUCCUCUUGCCCACAGGACAGCUGACUUGGCGAGGGCCGGACCCAGGGCCCCAGGAGGUCCUCGGCAGCCCGCAUCAUGAAGCUGUCCUUACUGGGGGAAGUACUUGGCUGCUUGAGGCCCCCAUUUGGUGACCUGGAGUAGGACGGACCUCCUCUGAUCUAUACGGACAUGUCUUCGGUGAACCACAUGUGAAUACUGAUGCUGAAUCCCAAACCAGUCUCUUCCCAGGUCCUUUCACCUUCCCUCACACCAAGCGAGUUGGUAGGGGUGAAGGGCUGGUUUGGGAUUCCUCGUGAGAGUUCACAUGCCAUAAGAUAGCGAAGGGGAGUGAGCGGAUGUGGGUGGUGGAACUGAAAAAGCCCUUGUUUGGUAGGGUACAGACACUCCUGAAUGCUCCCCAGCUCUACAUACCCCGCCUUCCCACCCCAUCAGUGUCAUGGGAAAAGGAUCCUGGACUACCUAUAAGUGAUUUAGGUUUGUUGGGGCUCAAAUGGGGCUCACCAGUGUUUGACAGACUGAUCGGGUAUCCACCUGUGCCUGUAUGAAUGUCGGAGCAUGUACAUGCUUACUAUUUACUGUGUGUGUGGUCUGUGGUGCACAUACAGUAUUUGUGAUAUCUACUGUUGAAUUGCUGAAAAAACCAUUAAGGGCAUGUAUAAUACCAUGAAAUGAAGUUAUUUGGGUCACGUGGUUAAGUUGCAAUAACGUUUAAUGAACGUUUUGAGAACAUAGUGAACGUUUUAUAAUGGACUGGGAGAGGGAUGCAAAGUGAGAAUGCAUUUGGAGAUCGAGAUGUAAAGCAAUAGAAAGUUAAAGAUGAAGUGAAAGUGAUGAGGGGAAACAGAGGCAGGUACAUUGUUUCUAAGGGUAAGUUUAUUGUAACAUGACUACUGAUGAUCGUUUAAGUGCCAGUUCUGUAUCUUACUCUGGAAACCAAUAAAUGGUACUUGCUGUGUGAGCAUGAGAUAAAGAACAAUAUAACCACUGAGACUUGUUUUAUAAAUCAAGGAAUAGUUGUGUCUUUUGGUUAGUCAAGAAAGCUUUAUUGUUUUCAGCCUUAUUAUUUCAAAGGGAUUUGAACUCAGAAGGAAUCUAGUCUUUGUAAUACUCAGGACAAUAAGGUGAACUAUGUAUACUGUACAUAUAUUUAUGGGUUUAGGCAUGUGAUUUUUCAUACAGUCAUGCGACACUAGUGAGGCUGUUCAACGUUCAAGCUAUUCUAGAUAUUUCAAAGCAAUGCAGGCUGAAUAUGUCAAUAUGGGUCAAUGUUGUUGUCUCACUGCACAUCAAUAGAGAAGCCAAUAAGUGACCUUUGACCUUUUUUAAUCUGCUGAAGGAUCAAGCUUGUUGCCUUCAGGCAGGGGUAAUGGAAUCUCCACUAAGCCCUCAGUCAGUGGAGCACUGAUUACUAACUUGCUUACAGUGGCACCAGAUGUGAGCCCAGGUGCUCAUUGUUCUGUGGUUGCCAGGCAUCAGUUGAGUGAGCAGGUCAGUUCCUCCAUCACCAAGGAUACAACAGGUUACGUAAGAGGAGGGAGUUUAUUUUCAUCUGUAGAGAGACUGCUUGCAGGGACUCCACCCCCUUCAGGGUAGGGAGAAGUAGGUAUGGGCAGGUGAGUUUGACAUGGAUCUCUGCAGAGACAAUAGGGUCUGACCUUUUGUUCGACACAGUAGGACAGAGACAAGAACAGGACCGUAGGGUCAGAGCACUCCAUGUUGGAGGAGGGGCAUGGGGAAAAGAUAGUGUAUAGUAGCAAGAGAUAUCCAAAGCUUCAUAUACAAGAGGUAAGGGAUGGCAAUUAUUCAAUGCUUAGUGCGUCAGAGCAAUAUCACUCUCUUUGCUACUGGACUACUCAUGGAUAAUGUGUUGUUCCUGCAAGGUCUCAAACCCACAAUAUCCUCAUACCUGGCUGAAAUCAAGGACAGCAAAGUGUUGUGAUGCCACAGAGGUUAUUUCUAAAUGGCUGAGCUGCUUUUAGAGUAUACUGGUCUGCUUGAGUUCUCAUUGAUCUUGGUGCCAGAUCCUUUAUACAGUAGCUCUAUUGGGGUUGUUACGUGUCAGGUAUUGAGAACAUACAAGAGCAUGUAUAAUAGUACACUAAUGAAGACCAAUAAUCUGAUCUUUGAAGGAUCUGAAGUCCCUGCUUGUCUCACACUCACAUACAGUAGUUACCACACUUGAUAUCAAAUGACUUUAUUGUUUCUUCUGAAAAUGGUUCUGAGUUAUCAUGUUGAUAAGGGAUAUUAAGGCAGUGGCAACUUCACUUCUGCAACGACAUACUUUUUUUGUAUUUGGGACACAUUCCAACAAGACUUUAUAUUUUUUCAGUCAAAUUAUUGUCAACAAUAUUGAUGAUACUAUUAUCAACAUUAUUAUCAUUAACUGGUCUACUUGAGAAAAGUGUGUUGUUAUCUCACUUGAUUGUAUGUUUGUCAUCUAUUUUAUUUUAAUUCUGUCUAUUUGUAUUGUUUAUGGAGAGAAUUCUGUAGCAUUGUUUAUUUUGUCAUUGUGUGCCAAUGUUAUUUUAUUAUUUGUUGAUGUGUGGCUAAUUGAUACACAUUUUGAUAAUGUACAGUAUUAAACAGAUUUUUCAGCGCCUAGUUUAAUCAGUUCAGAUUUGUCAAAUUGUUAUUGAAGGCUACCACUGUAAACUACUAUCUCGUUCAAAUCUUUAUAAGUGCAUCCUGUAACCAAUCAUAUGGCAAUGUUUUUUACUCCUUGUGUAUUUGUGAAACAGUGAAAUGUACCAUCUCUAGCCUGUUACCUGCUGAACCAGUAGACAUAUAGUAUAUUUAUGUUUAUGAGGGAAAAGUAAAGCCAAUACAUAUUCUGAGGCCAAAAAACUCACUCCGGUCUAAUAUCAGAUGUAUUAUUAGAGGGGCAAAAUGCACCAACUAAUCAUAACCCGAAUACUGGAUUUUUGUAUAUAAUAUGAAUGUAUAUUUACCCAUAGAAUCACAAUUAUUUUAUUAAGGGACAAAUCUCUUCAACUUGAUAGGCUACAUCCAAAAAUAUAUACUGAACAAAAAUAUA